AUCCUGCGUACUUAUGCCUGCUGGUUGCCAUGGUGAAUGAUGCUGAUCUGAAGAAAUGAAUAGAGUGAGCGUUGGGGGCGGCAGUGGGAUUACUCAGUGGUGAGAGAGACAUCAAGCAGAGCCCAGAGCAGAGGGGGAAAGGCACACCAUUCCCUUAGCUCGGGUCCUUUCUGCCUCUGAAGGCUACGCUUCUAACCAGAUCCUCAGCUCACAAGCAUCAGGAUCGGGAUGAACAUCGAGGUGAGGAAUCUUUCUUCCUCGGGAGCCAUCGUUUCCUGGACUGCCAACGAGCCCUGCCAGGAGGACCAUUACCAUGUGAUGUACAAGGCCAACUGGAACAACAACAUCUUCGCCGGCUACAUUCGCAACAGCUUCCACUAUGAGGAGAAGGUGCCUAAAACCGUCACCAGGGUGGCCCUCGAGCACCUCGCCCCUUCCACUUUCUACUACCUCUGCGUCAGCUGCAAGAGGAUCACCUACCACCAGAAUCCUUACUGCAAAAUGUUCUACACCCCGGAUCAGAACCCGCUGAUUCCCAGAGGCUACCUGGUAAACCCCCACAUGUCCCUGUGGGUCAUCCUGGCCAUUCUGCUGGCCGGCUUCACAGCCGUCCUUGCUUUCGUCGGCCUCCAGUACCUGUGCGUCCACUGCCAUGUGCCCCGUUGGUCUUACAGAGGGCCCCACGCAGUGGAAGCCAAUGGGUUGGUGCGAUGGCCACAGGACGGCCAGGCUCCUGAUCAGGACGAGGAAGACCAGCAGGGGCUCCCCCUCAUGGAAAGGCCACGCAGAGAUUCAGGUGCUGGAGUGGAACCCGAGGCCGAAGCCGCAGCCGCAGCCCCAGCCGCAGCCCCAGCCGCAGUCCCAGACACAGACGACCCAGAUGACGCAGACGCAGACACAGACACAGACACAGAUGCAGACACGGAUGCAGACACGGAUGCAGACACGGAUGCAGACACAGGUGAAGAUGAAGCCAACGCUGACGACUCGGAUGCCCCCGAUGAAGGUGCCCCCCAGAAGGAGGGUGGUGGCCAACCUGGCAUCCUGCCUCAUCUUGAGGAGUGAGAGGAGGGGGGGAGGCAGCCCCCAAUCUGUGGCAUCAAGCCCUCCACACGGUAGUUCCUUUGUAAAAAUGUGUCCAUAGUAGACUUCCCAUGUCUCCUCGCAAAUUCAGUGUUCUUGUGGACCCCCUGGCUCGGCGACACACUCCUCAAGCCGGAGGACUCACCCCCAUGCUGUGCUCCGGGAGAGUUAGAAAUACAAACACUUAUCUUAACGUGAAAACACACGUGAAGCCCUCCUGAGGAUGCAGAAAGUGAAAUUUGCAUGACUUGACUAAAACACAGGACUUCAGGGGAGCUGUGGAGGUGAAGGCGGGCUCGCUGAGCUCUGCUGCCAGUCAGCUUCAGGCCGAAGUCCAGCCUCUGCUUUGUGGGGGGCUGUUUUGAAAAAGUGGACGAAGGCUCGCCCCAGCUUGUUUUCUAACUUUCAGGCAAUUCCAUUCCACCUCGGACAUUGUUUUGUGUGUGUGUGUGUGUGUGUGUGUGUGUUUUUAAGCCAGAAUACCGGCACCCUCCCACCAUAAAGAGAAGAGACAGAAGGAUCAAUAGGACGAAAACAAAAUAAUACAUUUGGCCUAGAUACUACUGCCUAUGAAAGACUCCAAGUUUAAAGCAUGCUUUCUAUUCUUUGAUAAAAAAGGGAGAUUAGCAAGCAUUGAAGGACUAAAGACCUAUCUCCUUGAUAUAAGCAAUGAGGUUUACCAGAGAAGUGGGAAAGGGAGGUUUUCUUACUUUGUGAAUCACUGGGAUUUAAAGCCGUGACUGUGAACCAUCGAAAAUGCUCUCUCAACGUCACGAUGAGAAUGUUGCCUGGACCAGACUGGCUGCUCCGGAAAAGACACCUCCCAGCACCACCUCUAGGCCCGGCUGGCGCGAGCGCAUCUGGGUUCACCUCCCUUCCUAACCUAGGGCUCCCCGGCCAGAGGGCCACCUUUCCCAACAUUUAUCCAGUCGGUUCCUCUUCUAAGUUCAUCGGGAAAUGGGGUUAAAGGUGGCCAUUUUGUUGCACCCCUAAGAGAAAUGUUGGCUUUUUUGUUGUUGACACACCUCACCACUUCGGUGGCAUCCUUCAGUCCUCCCUCAGCCCCCCGGGGAAGAAGUGAAUCUCCUUCAUGACGGAGAGACCGUGCACGGUGCUCCCUGCCUUCACCAGGAGGUGGAACUGGAACUUGAAGAGGGCAGUGGUGACGUCUGCUUCAAUCUCUAUGACACCCCCAGCAUGUAAAACUGAGCCCUGU
Molecule: messenger RNA, 2299 nt
Organism: Pipistrellus kuhlii (Kuhl's pipistrelle)
Lineage: Eukaryota; Metazoa; Chordata; Mammalia; Chiroptera; Vespertilionidae
Gene: FNDC9
Product: fibronectin type III domain containing 9
Exons: 3
Coding region: 229-1065 (278 amino acids)
Molecular function (GO): protein binding
Source: RefSeq, a predicted model, not a curated record